AUGUUUUUAAGAGGUUUGGUAAACUCAGGAAGAAAUUCUCUAAGAAGAUACUGGGGCAAACCUAGUUCUAGACAAUUACAGAACUUUGAUAAGUUAAACGAUAUUACAGAAGUUAAGUCGGUUAAGAAUGAUACUAAUACUCAAUGCUCAUCCAUAUCAAGCUCUUCUUCGAGAGUAGAUCGUAUUUCAAAACCCAUUGUUUGGAUUGAUUGUGAAAUGACUGGGUUAGACCACACAAAGGACCAGAUCAUAGAAGUAUGUUGUAUAAUUACUGAUGGUAAUUUGAAUAUUCUGGAUAAAGAUCCAGUUGGAAAUAAAUGUUACGAAAGUGUUAUUCAUUGUGAUAAGGCUGUUAUGGAUAUGAUGGAUGAAUGGUGUAUUGAACAUCACGGUGCUAGUGGAUUAACUAAAAAGGUCAUCGAUAGCACAAAGACAAAAGAACAAGUUGAAAAGGAAUUAUUAGAUUAUAUUAAAAGGUUUAUCCCAGAAAAGAAUGUAGGUAUAUUAGCAGGUAAUUCUAUUCAUAUGGAUAGAUUGUUUAUGUUAAAGGAUUUUCCAAAAGUCAUCGAUCAUCUUUUUUAUAGAUUAAUUGACGUUAGCACAAUUAUGGAGGUCUCCAAAAGGCAUAAUCCUGAACUAGCAAGUGUUAUUCCAAGAAAAGAGGCUGCACAUACUGCAAAAAAAGAUAUUUUAGAAAGUAUUAGACAGUUAAAAUGGUACAUGGAUCAUUAUUUGAAAGCACCAAUAGAAACAUCACAAUUUGUUGAAAAAAGGAGAAAAGAGUUAGAUUUGGGUGAAGCUACUUUUAAUAAGCGUAAAUUGGAUCAAACUGACAGCGUUAAUGAAGAACCUGAAUCAAAAAAGAGCAAGAAUUAA
This is a messenger RNA of Arxiozyma heterogenica, 876 nucleotides long. RefSeq names its product Rex2p (gene REX2). Bases 1 to 876 code for a protein of 291 amino acids. Gene Ontology annotation, cellular component: mitochondrion. The transcript has a single exon. Lineage: Eukaryota; Fungi; Ascomycota; Saccharomycetes; Saccharomycetales; Saccharomycetaceae. Gene Ontology annotation, molecular function: nucleic acid binding; 3'-5'-RNA exonuclease activity. The record is from RefSeq and is a predicted model, not a curated record.